AUGUCCAAACAAUAUCUCGCUCAGCACUCGAUUGAUGACGCACAUGCCACGGAUAUCUUCGCGCUCGCCGUAACCACGACUCAGAUCCUCUCCGGAUCCGGCGAAUCGGCCAUCAAGGUCCACUCCAUCACCGAGGACGAUUUCCCCAUUGCCCAAGUGCUAAAUGAUGCGCAUAAACUCGGCUGCCAUCAUAUUGUAACCGACCGUGAGACGGGAAGAAAUGCAGUGAGUGUGGGCUUCGACGGCGACGUCAAAGUAUGGAAGUACGAUGACAGUUCGUGGAAAGACGCUGGAGAAAUUAACGUCGGGCCGAGAAAGAAGGCCGGGGAGACAUGGGCUGUAUGCUUGUCCUUCGAUGGUAAGUUCCUUGCUAGCACGACGCACGACGGCCGGGUGAAUAUCUGGGAUCUGGGCGAUACUGGAAGUCGAGAGAAGAUCAGAGAGUUUGAGACCAAAGGCUCCUUUGGCAUGUCCAUUGAUAUGUCUCCCGAUGGGCGAUUCAUAGCCAGUGGUCACGAAUCAGGCAACAUCUAUCUAUUCUCCACCGCCACAUCCCGGCUUCUCCAUUCGCUUCCCGGUUUGAUCGAAGCUGUCCGGGCCGUCAAGUUCUCCCCAGGCUCGAAGCUUCUCGCAGCAGCCGGGGAUGCAAGAAUUAUCUCACUCUAUGACCCAAACUCAGGCGAACAAGUUGCGAAUCUUACCGGACAUGCGGCCUGGAUCACGAGUCUCGACUGGAGCCACACUGGUCAGUAUAUCCUCAGUGGCAGUCUGGAUGGUAAGGUGAAAGUAUGGGACAUCGAGCGAAGAGUCUGCGUGGCCACAUACGGUGAGAGCGAUAAAGGUCUGUGGGCCGUGAGGUGGCUUCCGAAGGGAGAUACCAGCGUUGAGAGAGCUAAGGCGGAAAAAUUCGUGACUGUCGGGAGCAACAAAGCGAUUGCGAUCUAUCGUGAGGCUACAGGAGGGUGA
Molecule: messenger RNA, 966 nt
Organism: Cladophialophora yegresii CBS 114405
Lineage: Eukaryota; Fungi; Ascomycota; Eurotiomycetes; Chaetothyriales; Herpotrichiellaceae
Exons: 4
Coding region: 1-966 (321 amino acids)
Cellular component (GO): Cdc73/Paf1 complex
Molecular function (GO): protein binding
Source: RefSeq, a predicted model, not a curated record